This is a messenger RNA of Alternaria arbusti, 1290 nucleotides long. RefSeq lists its product as uncharacterized. Lineage: Eukaryota; Fungi; Ascomycota; Dothideomycetes; Pleosporales; Pleosporaceae. Gene Ontology annotation, biological process: proteolysis. The coding region runs from base 1 to 1290 and encodes 429 amino acids. Gene Ontology annotation, molecular function: dipeptidyl-peptidase activity; serine-type exopeptidase activity. The record is from RefSeq and is a predicted model, not a curated record. The transcript is spliced from 3 exons.
AUGGAAAAGUUCAAUGGCCUUGGGGUGAUUCUUGAGAAUCGUUACUAUGGCGAAAGCUACCCUUACAACUCUAGUACGACGGAUGAGCUGAGGUUUCUGACUACAGAGCAGACUAUUGCCGACAACGCCUACUUCAGACAACAUGCCACCUUCCCAGGCAUCAACGCUAGUCUGAGCAGCGCCGACACCCCAUGGAUCAUGUACGGUGGUUCUCUUGCUGGUGCCCAUACCGCAUUCACCAUGAAGACAUACAAUGAUGUCUUUGCCGGAGGUAUUGGUAGUAGCGCCACUGUCCAGGCUUUGCUCGAAUACCCCCAAUGGUACAAUCCCAUCAUGAAGUUUGGCCCGGCGGACUGCAUCUCCAGGAUUGUCGACAUUGUUGACAAGAUUGAUGAGCUCAUCUGGAGUGGGAACAAGGAAGGCAUUCAGCAGCUCAAGGACAUCUUUGGUCUCGGAGCCCUGCAAGAUCUAAGAGACUUUGCUAUGACAAUUGCGUUCCCGAUUGGUGGUCCCAUGAAUUAUCCGACCAAUACCUGGCAAGAGCUCAACUGGUCCGACCGCUACGGCUCCAAAGACUUCUUUAGCUUCUGCGGCAAUGUAACGCAAAUCAAUCCACCGGAAAACACCAGCAGCGUCGACAUGGCGCUUUCUAAGUACACCAAUGGCGAGCCUUGGACUGGAUUAGGUGGAUAUGCCGACUACGUCAAGAAGACGCUCAUCCCAACCUGCGAGAGUGGCCGGAUAGACAGCACAGAUAAUGGCUGCUUCGGCACGCAAAACCAGACAUACUACGCCGACCCCACAAACGGAGCUGCGCGCUCAUACCUCUACUCAACCUGUUCCGAGUCUGGCGGUUACCAAGUGGCGCCCACAAACGGCCCCUCCCUCAUCUCUCGCGUCCUCCAAAUCGACUACACCCAGCAAUGGUGCACCUGGGCCUUUCCACCCGGCGAGCACAACAGCAUCCCCGCCACUCCCGCGUUGCACUACUACAACAAAUACGGAGGCUGGGAUCUUCAAGCUGAGAAUCUCGCUCUUAUCGACGGAAACACAGAUGUCUGGCUCGAUCUGUGCUACCAUUCAAACUUGGCGGCUCAGCCUAGGAUCAGCAGCGAUAAGUAUCCGAAUUAUCUGAUUGCGGGAGCUGGACAUCAUUGGGAUAGCUAUGGGAUUAAGAAUGUCAGCGCUGAGCCGAACUAUAUCAGAGAGGCGCAUUAUUGGGAGGAGAGGACUGUGAGUCUAUUCUUGCAGUUCUGGGCGGAGAAGGACCAUUAUGUUGGGACGAACUGA